UCUUUUUUGGGUCAAUGGUCAUUGACCGUAUCAUCUAGAUAAAAAGGAUGGGUCUACAGUCGUAAAUUUUCAACUGUCCGAAACCCAGCACAGACUAAUGUAACCCAGCAUAGAUUAAACUCACUACCUUUGCCGUGUUCGAAAAUGGAGGCCAUUCUUGUUCUGAGCACAGCCUCUGUUUCGGGGUCUCUCAACCCCAAACGUCUUUCUAUUUUUUGCCAUCAAUCACAAUCUUCGCAAAAUCGAGCUCUAGCACGCAAGAUAAUCCGGACAUGGAAGCAGGAAGAGUGUUUCAAUGGGAAAGAUAAUUAUGUAGAUUGUGUACCGCUAAUACAGAGUUUAAGUAGACAAAAGAUGCCUCAUAUAGCUCAGGAGGUUUUACUUGAGAUGAAAUCGGAUGGUCUUGUGCCAAGUAACUCCACUCUAUCUGCUGUAAUGCUAUGUCAUGCGAAGAAUGGCCUUUUCCCUCAAGCUGAGGCAAUUUGGGACGAAAUGUUGAACAGCUCUUUUGUGCCCAGUAUUCAGGUUGUGGCGGAGCUAUUUGAUGUUUAUGGCAAUGUGGGAUGUUUCCGAAAGGUAAAUGAAAUUGUGGGUCAGAUAAGAUCGAGGAAUUUAAGUUUGUUACCGGAGGUUUACUCACUAGCUAUCUCUUGCUUUGGGAAGGGAGGACAGCUUAAAUUGAUGGAAGAUACAUUGAAAGAAAUGGUAUCAAUGGGCUUCCCUGUAGACUCGGUCACUGGUAAUGUUUUUAUUAGGUACUAUAGCAUUUUUGGUUCUCUGACUGAAAUGGAGACUGCUUAUGGUCGCCUUAAGAGAUCCAGGUUUUUGAUAGAGGAAGAGGGAAUCAGGGCAAUGUCUUUGGCGUAUCUAAAGAAAAGGAAGUUUUAUAGUUUAGCUGAGUUCCUGAAGAGUGUUGGUCUAGGUAGAAGAAACUUGGGAAAUCUUUUAUGGAACCUAUUGUUGCUAUCCUAUGCUGCCAAUUUUAAGAUGAAAAGCUUACAAAGAGAAUUUCUGAGAAUGGUGGAAGCUGGAUUCCACCCUGAUCUCACUACGUUUAAUAUUCGUGCUCUGGCUUUUUCAAGAAUGUCUCUGCUCUGGGAUCUCCAUCUUACUCUUGAACACAUGAAACAUGAGAAAGUUGUUCCUGAUCUUGUCACUUGUGGUUGUAUUGUUGACGCAUACUUGGAUAGAAGACUGGGAAGAAACUUGUAUUUUGCUUUAAACAAAAUGAACUUGGAUGAUUCUCCGGUAGUCUUAACAGAUCCAUUUGUAUUUGAAGUUCUGGGGAAAGGCGACUUCCAUGCAAGCUCAGAGGCAUUUUUGGAGUUUCGGAAGCAGAAGGAAUGGACUUAUAGGAAGCUAAUUUCAGUAUAUUUGAAAAAGCAAUAUCGGAGGGACCAGAUAUUUUGGAAUUACUGAAUAGCGACUUGCACGAUGUGUAAAUACAUGUUUAUAGAAAUUGUUGUCAUUUGAUUGGGGUUACAGUUCUCGAUUGAUUGGAUAAACGAAUGGAUGAUGAUCGUUUGAUUUUUGUGACCUUCGUGACUCUCGUAGAAUUCUCAUUUGAAUGGAUCAUGCAUGUUAUUAUACAAGAUGGUGAUAUCAGCUCCAAUAUUCAUCUUCCAUUGUGCAUGGACAUGGUUCAUGGUUUUGCCAGAGUACUGUUGUUGUUAGGCUCAUUCGAGAUAAUCAUAAUGUUUUCCUGAUCUCAUAGAUCUUAUGCAGGCUCUCCUUGUUCAGGCUGUUGUGUAUUGUUGAGAUGGAUGACGUAUCAAUAUCAUGCUAUAGAUGCCAGCCUGAACUUAUCAAAGUUGUUGAAUGUUACUUUCACUCAGACUCGAAGUAGACUGAGAGAAGUAAGAAAUAAAGGUAAGACUAGUCCUACUAUUCUAUAAAUCACACUUGCUAAUCUGUCAUACAAAACUAAUUCAGUUAGUGUCUGUUCCCUGUUGCUGUGUACUGUAGUUUCUCUCUGAAUAAUAGGUUUUGAUGUGCUUUCUAUGCUUCGUAUAAAUUACUAUGAGACCUUAAGUAGCAUAAUUUCUAUGGAUAGGUGUAAUAUUUGAGAAACAAUUGUUUGUAACUUUUUCUUGGUAAUGCUUGAGAACGCUCCUAGUUUAGAUAAUGUACACUGCCAGAAAAUAAAAUGGUUUUCCUGUAUUUAACUGUAAAUAA
Molecule: messenger RNA, 2175 nt
Organism: Rosa rugosa (rugosa rose)
Lineage: Eukaryota; Viridiplantae; Streptophyta; Magnoliopsida; Rosales; Rosaceae
Product: pentatricopeptide repeat-containing protein At3g42630
Exons: 2
Coding region: 145-1419 (424 amino acids)
Molecular function (GO): protein binding
Source: RefSeq, a predicted model, not a curated record